CUCAGCUCUGCCCAGUCUGGCACGGGGAGGGGGAGCGGUUUGUGAGUGCACAAAAGUCAGUGGAGCUGCUUGGUGUGGUUUCCUGGCUUCUUCAGCGCAGCAACAGGGGAAAGAUGAUCUUCCGUUGGUCCCAGGCCUCCUGCCACUGCUGACACCCGCCCGAAGAGGAGAUCGGCACUCGCACAGUGCAUGUCCCCAACUGUCUUCGCACCUAGAUUCAAACCGAGUAUCGCCAGGACCAUGACCUCAUCUGGGUCCAAUCUCCACAGCAAGCGUCUGACCUCGGAGACCGAGCACGCUCAGAGGAUCCCGGCUGCCACGCGGCAGAUGAAACGCCGGGACAGACAGCGUUUCUUUGAAGAUGUCUUUCAGCACGAUGUGGAUGUUUACCUGUCUGCUGCUCACCUGCAGAUCGAGCACAAGAGACCCCCGAUUGGCAGCAUCUCCUCCAUGGAGGUGAACGUGGACAUGCUGGAGCAGAUGGAACACAUAGACAUUUCAGACCAGGAUGCCCUGGAUGUCUUCUUUAAUUCGGGGGCUGAGGAGGGUGUGUCACCCUCCCUGCUGCCAGGUGAUGACGACGACGACGAUGAUGAUGAUGAUGAGGAUGAUGAUGAAAAAGAGGAGAAGGGGCUGACAAAGGGGAUCUCGCUGCUGGUGCCUGAAGGCUGUGAGACAAAAUUUCGAAUGUCGUCAACGUCCUCUGCCUCAACUGACCCCUGCAGCCUGGACCCCAGUGAAGAGGGAGGAGAGACCCCUGUCAUCCAAUCAGAUGAGGAGGAAGUACACUCGGACCACCUCCUGCUCACGGCCACACUCGCUACCAAGGAUGAAGAGGAGGAGAAGCCUUCUGUCUCUUCAUAGCAUAGCCUCGAACAGUCAACCUCGAACAGUCACCAGUCAUUGUAGACUGACCCUGGAUCAGCUCCAGCAGUUUUGAUGUGAGAGGUGGGGUAAGGCAGAAAGUCAUUGGAGCUGAAUCCAGAUCGGGACAGGAAGUUCCCAAAACGUUGCCAUGUCGAAGAGGGGCCAGGCUAUGCUGGCCGAUUGGUCUGGCAGGUUUGUAAGGAGAGAACCUGACUAAUGCCAGCAGACCGCUUGGCUGGGAUUCUGGUGAUUAAUUUUCCUUUUUCAAUUUUUUUUUUUUUUUUUGUAGUACAGGUUUCACACCUUUUAAUUUUUGGAGUGAAUUUGGUUUCGCCCUUUCCUUUUUUUCAACUACCAGAAGAUGCCAAAGCUCCUCUGACAAUAGUGUUUUUCCCCCUGUUCACAGCUGACAACUGUCACACUAAGAUUAUUUGAAGAUAUGUAGUAAUAUUCUUUGUGUAUAGCACUCAUGAUCUGAAAAUUAAGACUGAAAAUAUUAAUACAGUAGAUUGCUGUAAGCAAAGAUGAAAUUGUGUGAUUACUUUUUUCCAUGGUAUUCAGUAUCAUAUCUUCAUUUAGCUUGCAUCCUAGAAACUGUAAUAAUAUUUUUAAAAUAAGAAAAUAGCUGCUGUCAAAUUAGCUUGUUACUGCAUUGUGUCAUUGUAUGCAGUUAUAAAGUGGAUAAACGCAGCCAUGAUAACUUCGAUGCUGUGCAAACAAACUGCUCAGGAUUAUUCCCAGAUUGUGUGAACACUUAAAUAGUUGGGACUUGACACUGAACUUUUAAUUGAAUUAUGUUUUGUACUGGAACUUUUUAAGCUAACAGCUUUAAAACCUGUGUUGUUAGAAGCCUGCGAUAGUGAACAGUAUAAAUACCAUAAAAAGGUAUUUAUUCAACAUAUCUGCAUGGUUGAAAUGUUAAAUUGCGUGACAUGUCUCAAUUAAUUCAAAAUGUGAUUGAGUAUUGGUAGCCUAAUAUUUAUUUGCAUAACUAAGGUAAUUAUGACAGCCAUAUGUUGACAAAAAGUUGAACACCUUUAAUUAUGAAGGCAAAGAAAUUUGUAGGAAAACCUUUAUGAAGGCAACAUAUUGCCAGUCUACAUGAUUAUGUUUCAAGUUCAGAAUUAGGAUAGUCUCCCAGUUCCAUUUUGUAUUCUGUCCUUUCAUAUGAGUCUGAUGAACAGAGUUGUCUGAAGCCAUGCUAAAAUCAUCUGGCUACUAUACCUUUGUUAGUUUAAAAAACUUACAGCUUUAAAUCAAAGUUCGUAUACUUUAAAAAAUCAAUUAUUGUUUUUUUAAAUGCAUUCAAUUUGACUAAAAAUAAGACAUUCCAUGCCAUACCUCUUACGAAGUCUGCUAAGCAGUGACCUUUGACCUCACAUUUAUUUUUAACACUACCUGGUAAUGUAAAUUAGUCAGCAGCUGCAUGCAGGUUUCCCAAGUAUCACACAAACAUGGGAUUUGCUGCAUAUUAAGUAUAGGAAGGUCUUGAUUGGAGCGUGGUGGAGUUUUGUAUUAGCUGGUCCCCAGCCAGUCUUCUGCUAGUCCCAAAGUUCAGCAUACAUGUUUCCCCUUCCAUUGUGUGCAUGCUCCUGAAAUUCAGAGAAGUUUAAUGCAUCAGUUGUGUUGUAAGCACAGCGAAAGCAGAGACUGGAAAUGUUUUAAUAUUUGAAGUGGGAUCAUUUUUAAAAAAUUCCUGAAAUAUCUACUAUUAUAGUGAUGACAACGCAGAGCCCAUAUAAACAAGACAAGGCCGUAAAACCACUUUAAAAAUGUGCCUCUGAACUUUCUUCUAAAUAAACUGUUACAAAAUGAA
Messenger RNA from Anguilla anguilla (European eel), 2683 nucleotides. Its product is annotated as dysbindin. Gene Ontology annotation, cellular component: cytoplasm. NCBI's taxonomy places the organism in Eukaryota, Metazoa, Chordata, Actinopteri, Anguilliformes, Anguillidae. Gene Ontology annotation, biological process: negative regulation of protein kinase activity. Bases 190 to 864 code for a protein of 224 amino acids. The record is from RefSeq and is a predicted model, not a curated record. The transcript is spliced from 4 exons.